AUGGACAAGGCUCAAGACAACAAGCAACCACCAACCGCUCCUCCGGCGGUGGACAGGUUCAACGUCCCCGACAUCCCGCCUCAAGAUCAGGGGCUCAAAGUGUUGCACGAUCCCAAGGAUGUCGACGCCAUUGAUGUCGACAUCGUCGCCGUACACGGCAUCAUGGCCAACCCGACUUCGACGUGGAAACACAGCAAGACGGGGACCAACUGGCUCGCCGAUCCGUUGAUGCUCCCGGAGUCGCUCAAGGAGCACGGGGUCCGUAUCAUGGCCUUUGGUUACGAAUCGAAGUGGUUCGGAAGGGGCUCCGUGAGGCAGUCUCUCUCCAAUCUCGCAACCGAUCUUCUGCAGGCACUGAACCAGAAGAGAGAGCACUGUCCUCAGCGGCCGAUCAUUUUCAUCGCGCACUGCUUCGGCGGCCUGGUUGCACAAAAGGCCUAUACCAUGGCAGCACUCCAAGAGGGCGACUACCCGGGCAUCUGGAAGUCCACAAAGGGCAUGAUGUUCCUCGGCACGCCGCACAGCGGCGUCAACGACGGCACGAACUUGACGAAGCAGGGCCAGAUCUACGACGCCAUCGUGGCGCGGAAGCUCGAGGUCCAGGACAACGUGCUGCUCACGGUAGCGCGCGACAACGACGUGCUCGUCGACGCCGUCUCCGAGUUCGCGAGGAAGGUCAGCACGUCGGCGCCGCCGCCGAUGCUGUUCAGCUUCUACGAGCUGAAGCCGACCAACCUGGGCGCCAUCGUGGGCCAGAAGUUUGUUCCGGAAUUCGUCGUGGGCCAAUCUUCCGCCACGCUGCUCGGGCACGAGAAGCAGGGGCUGGCCCUCGACCACUUCGGCAUCAACAAGUUCGAGGACAACCAGGACAACAACUACCAGAAGGUCUCGUGGCGGAUCUUGAAGAUGGUCAGGGAGGCCAAGGUCGAUUCUCUCAACUCGAGGUAUUAG
Colletotrichum higginsianum IMI 349063 is the source of this 951-nucleotide messenger RNA. Its product is annotated as And nb-arc domain-containing protein. NCBI's taxonomy places the organism in Eukaryota, Fungi, Ascomycota, Sordariomycetes, Glomerellales, Glomerellaceae. The record is from RefSeq and is a predicted model, not a curated record. The coding region runs from base 1 to 951 and encodes 316 amino acids. The transcript has 6 exons.